This is a messenger RNA of Scophthalmus maximus (turbot), 1809 nucleotides long. It is a transcript of the gene stx12l, whose product is annotated as syntaxin 12, like. The record is from RefSeq and is a predicted model, not a curated record. The transcript has 10 exons. Gene Ontology annotation, cellular component: synaptic vesicle; postsynaptic recycling endosome; SNARE complex. Gene Ontology annotation, molecular function: SNARE binding; SNAP receptor activity. The coding region runs from base 192 to 992 and encodes 266 amino acids. Gene Ontology annotation, biological process: vesicle fusion; vesicle-mediated transport; intracellular protein transport. NCBI's taxonomy places the organism in Eukaryota, Metazoa, Chordata, Actinopteri, Pleuronectiformes, Scophthalmidae.
CUCUCUCUCUCUCUCCCUCCCUCCCUCCCUCCCUCUCUCUCUCUCUCUCAGUGACACAGUGAAAUAACAGAAGCGACCUGAAGCAGGAGGAGACAGGAGCCGAGGACAGACUGACCGACGACAAGUUGUGUUAAGUGUGUGUGUGUUACUGAGCGGUGUGCGAGCGGCCACCAGGGGGCGACAGAGCCAAGAUGUCCUCGAUGAGAGCAGACAGCAGCUGGUCCCAGCCACGGGACACGAGCAGCCUGGUCCAGGCCUGUACCUUCAACAUCCAGAAGAUCAACCACAACUCUGGUCAGAUCAAACAUCUCCUCCUUCAACUGGGGACGAGACAGGAAACCUCAGGGCUCCAGGAGCGGCUCCAGCAGCUCCAGCACUACACCAACCAGCUGGCUAAAGAGACCAACAGACACCUGAAGGAGCUCGGCGCUCGGCCCCCACCUCUGUCUCCAUCAGAGCAGAGGCAGCAGAAGCUGCAGAGGGAGCGCUUGAUGAGCGACUUCUCCGCGGCCCUCAACAACUUCCAGGCGGUGCAGCGCAGCGCCACUGAGAAAGAGAAGGAGACGGUGGCCAGAGCUCGAGCCGGAUCCAGAGUCACGGGAGACGGAGGAAAUGUGAGCGAAACGCUGGUUACGUUUGAAAAGGAAGAUGAGUGGAGUCAGACUCAGACUGAGGAGCCCGUCGUCACAGAGGAGGACCUGGAGCUCAUCAAGGAGAGAGAGACCAACAUCAGGCAGAUGGAGGCCGACAUCAUGGACGUGAACCAGAUCUUCAAGGACCUGGCCGUGAUGAUCCACGACCAGGGAGAUAUGAUCGACAGCAUCGAGGCCAACGUGGAGAGCGCUGAGGUGCAUGUGGACAGAGGAGCGGUGCAGCUGCAGAAGGCGUCUUAUCACCAGAGGAAGUCCCGUAAGAGGAUGUGCAUGUUGGCCAUGGUGAUGUCGCUGGUGCUCACCAUCCUCAUCAUCAUCAUCUGGCAGGCCCUCAAAUGAGAGAAGCACCGCGCAGCCCGCCGACACCUCCAGAUGACCUCCUCUGUGUGUGUGUGUGUGUGUGUGUGUGUGUGUAUUUAUGUGGGAUGAAUGAGUGGAAAUAACAGUUUUUUGUUUUUUUAUGUUUCGUGUCUUUGAGGCAAACGGCAACAUGUUAGGAACAAAUCUGCCAAUAUUUUUUGAUGAUAUUCAAGAUUUUGUUUAAUUGUUUGUUUCUCUAGGUAAUAACUGACACGUAUUCAGUGCUUCCUCUUGUAGUUUGGAACAUUACAACUGUUCCACUUCUCCUACUACCGACAGAUGCCAGAGCACAGACCUCCGACAAGCCCCUCGUGAAACCACAUUUAAAUCUCCUGGAUCCAGAUUUUUUACUUUGGGUCCGCAGCAAAUUUGCACAAACUCACGGACGUCAGCCCUCUGAAAUACGCCUGAUUGUUUUCAUCAAGAUCCACGAAUGAUUCCCUGGGAAAUCUGUGAAAAAGUCUUUCUUGGCCCACGUCCCGUCCUCAUCCUGCUGACAGACGAACCGAGGUACUGAUCCGAGGGGGCAGGCUGCGGGAGAUGGACAGUGGAGGAGUGACAGUACAAUGUACGUCACUGGAUUCGACAAACGUUCCAGGUUUUUGACUGUUAAACUCUUAGUCAGUAAUAAUUAGUUUUUGUUGUUUUUCCAAACUUUAACUGUGAAUUUUUCAUUACCCGGCACUGCAGCAGAGCAGUGUGUGUGUGUGUGUGUGUGUGUGUGUGUGUGACUGUACACACAGAGAGUUUGCAUUUCUGCACAUUAGUAUGACAAAUAAAUCCUGUAUCCAAAUCC